AUGGCAGAGUGGGCAAAGCAAACCUACAACCAGCAGUACGAGAAAUGGGUUCCGUGGCUCGAGGACCAGUACCUGAAGUGGUUCACCAAGGACAACAAGGCUAGCUACACCACCAAGGACACGCUAGACAAGACCAAGGUCACCGGAGUCGAACAAGUCGACACCCUCCAAGAUGGCGUCCACAACCUCGUCGGGGGCCAGGUAGGCAAAGGCGGCCUCCUCCAGCCCGUCGGCGACCUGGCCUCCAAGGAGGGCAUCAACCGCGCCGAGCGCCAGGGCAAGGACGAGGAGGGUGGCUACGUCCCCACCGCCGUCCCGGGCUCCGGCGCCCUGAACCAGGCCGGCAGCGGCGUCGCCGACGGCGGCAAGGCCGUCGCUGGCAAGACCACCGAGGGCUUGAAGGGCGCCGGCGGCUACGUCGGCGGCCUCUUCGGCGCUGGCAAGAGCAAGGCCGAGCAGAAGUAA
Messenger RNA from Colletotrichum graminicola M1.001, 465 nucleotides. RefSeq lists its product as uncharacterized. Bases 1 to 465 code for a protein of 154 amino acids. The transcript is spliced from 2 exons. The record is from RefSeq and is a predicted model, not a curated record. Lineage: Eukaryota; Fungi; Ascomycota; Sordariomycetes; Glomerellales; Glomerellaceae.